AUGGUGGUCAACUGCAGCAAAGGCAAAGACGUCUACGCGAUGGCGACGGCGCCGCCCAGGAGAUUCUCGGUGGACCUCGUCAGGCUGUUUCUGCUCUUCGCCGUGCUCACCACCGGCUUCCUCGUUGCCGUCCUCUUCUUCGGCGACGGCGUGGCCGCCUCCAGCUACUACCGCCUCCCGAGCCUCGCCCUCCCCGAUGUUAUCCACGCCGUUGGGAGAUCGGCGCCGUGCACGGAGGAAAACGAGGUGGAACGCUGGUGGGCUCGACCACCGGCCAAAAGCGCGUGGCACAACAUGAGCGACGAUGAGCUGCUGUGGGCGGCAUCGUUCGAGGCCCGGGCCGCACCGCCGCGGCGGCCAUCGAAGCCGAGGAAGGUGGCGUUCCUGUUCCUGACGCGCGGCCCGCUGCCGCUGGCACCGCUCUGGGAGAGAUUCUUCAAUGGCACCAGCACCGGCGGAAACGGCACGGAGCUCUUCUCCGUGUACGUCCACACCACGCCGGGGUACCGCCCCGACUUCCCGCCGUCGUCGCCGUUCCACGGCCGUCAGGUUCCCAGCCAGGUGACGCAGUGGGGGAGGCCGAGUAUGGUGGACGCGGAGCGGCGGCUGCUGGCGAACGCGCUGCUCGACCAUGACAAUGAGCACUUCGUGCUCGUCUCCGAGUCAUGCAUCCCUCUCCAUCCUCUUCCCACCGUCCACGCCUACCUUACCCGCUCCGUCCAUAGCUUCAUCCAGGUCAUUGAUGACCCAGGCCCGGAUGGCCGGGGCCGUUAUCACGCCGGCAUGGCCCCUGACGUGCCCAUCUCGCAGUGGCGCAAAGGGUCGCAGUGGUUCGAGCUCCGGCGAUCUCUUGCUGUGUUCGUGGUUGCUGAUGGCCGUUACUACCCUAGGUUCCGUGAGGUGUGCCGGCCGCCGUGCUAUGUGGACGAGCACUACCUCCCCACGGUGCUCACCAUUGUGGCGCCGGGGAGCAUAGCCAACCGCAGUGUUACUUGGGUAGACUGGUCCCGUGGCGGGGCGCACCCUGCGAGUUUUGGUACCAAGGAUGUAAGGGAGAAGUUCUUGGAGGGGAUGGUGGGGAAGAAGGAGAAGAAAAGGUGUACGGGCAAUGGGCAGUUGGAGGAGGCAUGUUUUUUGUUCGCAAGGAAGUUCGCGCCAAGCGCGCUGCAGCCACUGCUCGAGCUUUCUUCCGGGAUCCUCGGGUACUAG
Molecule: messenger RNA, 1209 nt
Organism: Lolium rigidum
Lineage: Eukaryota; Viridiplantae; Streptophyta; Magnoliopsida; Poales; Poaceae
Product: glycosyltransferase BC10-like
Exons: 2
Coding region: 1-1209 (402 amino acids)
Cellular component (GO): membrane
Molecular function (GO): glycosyltransferase activity
Source: RefSeq, a predicted model, not a curated record